Messenger RNA from Anoplopoma fimbria (sablefish), 962 nucleotides. RefSeq lists its product as uncharacterized. The coding region runs from base 59 to 961 and encodes 300 amino acids. The record is from RefSeq and is a predicted model, not a curated record. Lineage: Eukaryota; Metazoa; Chordata; Actinopteri; Perciformes; Anoplopomatidae. The transcript is spliced from 2 exons.
CCUUUGUGGCGUUUUUGUGUGUGGUCUACUAUAACUAUGGAAUAAGUUAAUUGCCUCAAUGUUAAGUAGCCCUGUGUUGGGUUUGAUAUCCUUCCUACUCUACCACUCAUGUCUCCUCUAUUCAUAUAAGGAAAACACGAUUUACACGACACGAUUUAAAUAUCUUAAAGGGUUGUAUGUUGCUGUUUGUUUCUCAUUAGGAGGCUGGAAUAACAACCCAACUGCUGGACAGUUCCAGGGUAUCUUCCGCAAGCUCAUGUAUAGAUGUGGUGUCAAGCCUGUGGAUUCUGGCAACGUGAGAGGACAGGAUGCCACUGUCACCCUGUCAGCUGAGCACUACACCAGAGUCUCCCUUUCCGCUGCUGAGAUGUCCUCUGCAGAUGCCGCCACUGCUGAAGAGCUGGUUUCUCCAUUCCUGAACAUUUCGGCCCUUGUAGGGGACCACAGCUACCUCCCGACUCGCUUUGGUGGUCUAGUAGACAACGCACUGGUCUACAUUGCUGGGUUCGUUGUCCGGUGUAUUUUUCGCAGCCUGUCCUGUGAUGUGUGCCGUGCCAGCCUGGUGACAGAUGCUGUAGCUGUCCCAUUUGACCAGAGCUACCAUCUGCUGGAACUUCGUAACAACGGUGGGCUGAUGAUUCCUUCAAAAGGAACUGUAAAGGUGGUGAGAGCUGCGGAGAGGGCCAUUCGUCAACACUCUCCAGGGAAAGCCCCUGAUGAGGUUGUUGUAGCCCACUUUGUCAGAGAGGAAAUCGGGACAGAGGACGUCUUUGCACUGGGGAGCCAUGUCCAAGAAAGCCAGUUUGGCAUCGACAAUCACCUGUCCCUCCUCCUGUCGCUGGUUGUCUCUGUCUUUAUGCGAAUACGGCUGCAUCAUAUCGCCAAAUUAACCUCGCUUACCUGGCAGAGAGGAAAUUCCCGAAAAAAACUCGGAAAAACCAUCCUGUUUCAAGGAUUUUGAA